AUGGCGGACCAUAUCCCGGUCUCUAACGUGGCUCCGCCUGACCGAUUUUACCUCGCCUAUUUCAUCUUCCUGCUGCUGGGAGUCGGCUUUCUCCUCCCGUGGAAUGCCUUCAUCACAGCCGUUGAUUACUUCUACCUGCUCUAUCCAACGGCCCACGUCGCGACGCUGUUUUGCGUCGCUUACAUGUUCGCCAACCUCGGCACUUUGAUUCUCGUUCUGUUGUACGGCCAGCAUGUCCCCUCUCGCACGCGCAUUGUCAAUGGCUUCAUCGCAUUCACUCUCCUCGUCCUCCUCGUCCCUGCGCUCGACGCCCUCUCCGCUCCCGGCGCCAUCCCUCCCAACGCCGUCCAAGACGCAGAUAGUCCCGCCGUGGCCACGACUCCCGCCAUGAAUCCCGCCGCGUCGUCGCCGUUGGCGCUGGCGCUGACAGUAGCGGCGGUGGCGGCGUCGGGAGCGAUAGAUGCGGUGGUGCAAGGGAGUCUCUUCGGCAUGGCGGGCGAGCUGCACGAGCGGUACACGCAAGCCCUCGCUGCUGGGACCAGCGUUUCAGGCAUCGUGGUGUCCGUAGUGCGCAUUCUGACGAAAGCGGUUCUCCCCAACACGCCCACGGGCCUGCGCCUCUCCGCGCACCUCUACUUCCUGCUCUCCGCGCUCAUCCUGCUCGUCUGCCUCCUCGCCUUCCGCCGCCUCCACUCGCUUCCCGUCAUCGUCUUCCUCCAAUCCCAGGUCGCCGCGCUCGCUGAAGCUGAGCGCCGGGCUCGGGACAAGGCUCGGAAGGAGGCCCGGCGAGCCGGGCCUGGCUCGGGCGCUGUAGCAGCAAAGGCAAUCUGCCAUGGUGGGAGUGGGAGAAGUGGGGGGAAAGUGGCGGGGGAAGGACAUGCCGGGGAAGGGCGCAUGGGGGAGAGUGUGGGGGUGUACAGUCAGGCGGAGGAACGGGAGGUUGCUGCGGAGGGGGGGUUGGCGGGUGCGGGUGAGGACGAGUCUCUAGAGCCGCUGGUGAAGCGAGUGGCGACGAUAGAGGAGGAGCAGGUGAUUCGGCAGCUGCUGCAGAUUGAAGACGAGUCGGAGUGGUGGGAGCAGGAGCGAGCGCGGGACCUUACAGGCAUAGAAGGAGAAGGAGAAGAAGAAGGAGCAGGAGCAGGAGCAGCAGGAGCAGGAGCAGCAGUGACAGUAAGAGAAGCAGGAGCAGAAGCAGAGUCGGUGGCUGAUGGUGCUCCGCUGAUGGACGGGUGUAGCGCCAGCUGCAGCGAGAUAGCCGAGAUAGACUGGGAAUGGGAAGGCCAACAGCAGCACAGCCGGCUAGCUACCCCUCCCCCUUGCCCAGUCCCCACCACACUCCCUCCCCUUCCCUCUCCUGGCCCCCACACUCCACUCAACCCCCAUCCCCGACCUGUGUUUUCAGCCCCGCUCGCUCCGCUACGGUGGGUCGUUUCGUCUUCUAGCUGCUGCUGCAAUUCCUCCACUCGUUCACGCAGCUCUGCCACCCGCCUGUCCGCCGCCCGGAGCGACCUCUCUGCCGCUUCCCGGGCGGCGACUGCUGCUGCUGCCAGCUCAUCGCGUGACGUCAGCAUGGCUUGUGCCUCCUCUGCUGCUCUCUGCCACUUCUCUGCUUCACCCUCCAGUGUAAGAAGCUGGAGAGGGGGAUUUGGGAGGAGUUGA
This is a messenger RNA of Closterium sp. Naga37s-1, 1659 nucleotides long. Lineage: Eukaryota; Viridiplantae; Streptophyta; Zygnematophyceae; Desmidiales; Closteriaceae. The record is from the annotation of a GenBank genome assembly.